CCUCCUCUCCACUCCACCGACCGUCGUCCUUGCGCACCAGUGCCACAGUACUUGCGUCGUAGCAGCCUUGCGUGUUCACAGAGCGACCCCACUACCAACCAGUUCCCGUUAUUGGUGUAGUCCGCCUUGAUACCUGAUGCGGCAACAGUUGUUCCUCGCUCAUUGUCCGUCUUAGUCUCUUACCAUCCAUUCAUCUUUCUCACGUCUCCCCCCUACGUCAACUCCGUUGUGUGCGACAGUUCUCCCGUUUUUCUCUCGCACGGGUCUUAUCCGCACGCUUGAUAAAGGCGGCAGUGUCAAGGUCGGAGUGCGUGCGAAGAAGCAAAGAGCGAAUGUCAAAGACGCUUUAGUGCAGUGCUGCACGAGUGAAGGGAUUGUUUGGGUCUCUUCUCCUCUCUUUCUUUCUUUCCCGCCUGACCGUCAUCAUUUCUGUCGAAAUAUGUCCAUCAUCGUUGAGUGCUUUCGCCGUCUGACGGAUGGAUCGUCCUGCAAAAGCGAGCUCAGAGGAUAUAAAGUGACAGAUGUAAAUCGUACGCGGAAAAUUGGUAUCGCCUGUAAAAAUUUUCAAGACCUUAAGCGAAAAGCGUGUUCGAAAUUAAAUAUAACUAAUGAUCCAGCAGAAGUGAAUGUCUUUCUCUUGGAUGGAUCAUUAAUCGAUGAGGAAUAUUUUCACACAUUGGAGCCACAGACUACUCUGAUCUUACAGAAGCCAGGAGAGAAAGUAUUAUCUGACGCAGACAUUCUCUACGAUGCGCUGAGACGCGUGAACAUUGAUUUCCUCACUGCCGGCGACAAAGUGACGCAAUUCCUGACGGAAAAUCUUAAGGCAAAGGUCGCUUUAUUGAACAAAGUGUUGAACAAAGAUGACUCCAAGACGGUACUUAGCGCAAGAGACGAGCAUCCGGAGUGGUUUAAAGAUUUGGAAACUAAUUGCACGACCAAAGAAGCGUAUAUGCAUCGCAGGUGUCAAGACAGGAUACGCACUUAUCUAUAUAAGACAAUCGAGCAAAUAAGAUGCUCGGACGUGUACAUGAACAAUCGCAAGGCGAGGCAGCAGCUUUUGCGUACGAUAGCGUUUUUCAAAAUUCAGCUCAAGGAAGAUCAUUAUUUUGGAUAUUAUUUUGAUAGAAGCAGAGCGGAGACUGGAAACUCUAAGGAUAACAGUGACGAGACCGAUUCUAGUCCAUGUUACGAGCAUUGUCCUUGCAAUUUUGGUCAUAUCAGCGACGAAACGUAUCUGCAUCAACGGUACCUUCGUCUUCCUCAAUUGUCCGAUACGAGCACGACUAUCCUCGAUUCAACCAAGACCGACGAGACGGAUGCGAGGAGACUCGUCGAGUCCGAGAUAAACGCGAACGAUGACAUAUUGGAAAGUUGUCCCUAUCAUGUGAAACCCCGAGGAAAGCAAGUUGCCAUUUGUGAUGAGAAAGGCGAGUUUAAAUGCGAGGGCCGGUGGAACGCGAACGGCUGCGCCUACAGUGACCGACACAGAAUCAAUCCAUAUAAAUCCAGGGAGGAGCUCGCUCUAUUCUCCACAUGGAAUUUGGAUCACAAAAUUGAAAGGUCCAGGACACUCGUUCCGAGAUUACUACAGCUCUCGCAGCAGGACACGAUCAACGAACAGGAUAUCUACGACUGUUACGACAAUCUGUUUACCGUGAAGAAUUUAAGGCUAGUUCAUAUCGUAUGCCACGAUAAAGGAUCGCACAAAUAAGCUUCGAUUCUGGAGCUGUUAUAUAUAUAUAUAUUACGUUAGUAAAAAUAUGAUCAUGAAAGCCAAAAUGUAAUCGUACAAGAGUGCGAGAUGAUGUAUACAGAUACAUCGUAGAACAGAUCUCCUCAUUAUAGAUCUCUACAAAUAAGUAUGUUUAAGUGCUGUUGAUAAAGUAUAGAUUUAGAGAUUAUUAAUGUUAUACAAUAUCGGUUAUACUUCCAUUGCGGCAUGAAAUACUAAGCAAUAAUGUUAAUAAAAUGUUAUAAAAUGUCCUCUAAAGCUUAAAAUAUUGUAAUUUAUAUCGCGACUUUUUGUCUCUGAAAUAGAAAAUUUAGUUUCUGGGGCCAUUGAUGCUAACAUGAUAAUUACAAAUUUUGAACAUUCUGACGAUUAUUUUAUAUAAUAUGGAAGAAGGAACGUUGAAUAAAAAAAACUACGCUCAUUUUAAAAUAUCAUUUGACAAUGAGUGUCAAUUAUAGUAGAAGAUUUAAAAACAUAAAUGUUAAAAAAAUAAUUUAUUGUAUAAAGAAAAAGAAUUGAAAAUUUAUAUGAAAAAUAUCAUAACAACGUCUUCUCAAGUAAUUAUGAUACGUUACUUUGAUGAUUCCGACUGAAAAAUUAUUUAUUUUAUAUAUACAUAUAUUAGUAUAAUGCCUUCGAAGACAAUCUCCUUGAUCAUAUCAUUCUAGCAUGUUUUUUUUUUAUCCACAAGAUUAUAAUGACCUUUUUAUUUAAAUAUGUUAUUUGUAUAAAUCAAUUAUACGAAUACAGGGUUGCAUAAGUCACACGCAAUGGAAGAACCGUAAUUUAUUCCAGCAUCUAUAAAGGUUGCCAAAAUAAAAAAAAAACUGUUGUUUUGGAUAUAUCGUUAAGCAUUGAGUAUAUUCAGUGCUUGUAGAUAAAGAAGGGGUUAAAAGGAGCUAAAUUACUAAGAAACCUAGGAGCAAAAAAGUCCUCCUUCAGGAUCAUGUCAGAUCACGGAAACUAAGUCUAGCUCUCUGUCGAAUCAGAUCAAAAACCAACAAUAAGUUGAUUUGUCUUAAUUCAGUGAGCUAUUGCUCUUCUUAUGCUCCAAGAAAAAUAUAAAAUGGGAAAUCUUUCAGACAUAUUUUUAUUCAGACUGCUCGAUAAAGAGACAAAACAAAGUUCUGAUAUAUACACAUAUACAUAUAUACAAAAAAACAUAUAUAUAUAUAUAUAUUCAAUUUAGAGAAAAAGAAACAAAUACAUAUGUACGAUAUUCUUUUAUAGAUAGAACGUGUCAAAAUUUCACGAGUUUGUUUAUCUUUUUAUUAAUUUUUUAUUAAUAUCUAAAGCUUUCAUGUUAACAAAAAAUUGGAAAAAAGAUUUUUUUUUAAUACUCAAUUAUAAAUAUUUCUGUAACUCAAAUUAAAGUCUUCUUAAAAAAAGAAUUAAAGUUUGCUCUGCACAAAAUUAGAUGAAGAAUAUAUAUGUAUAAAAUCUUGUUAGUUGUUUGUAUGCUACUCUUUUCUUCCCCCCACAAACAAAUUUAUAAAUAUUUCUCCUAUCUCAAAUUAUUUAUAAUUAAAAAACUAUUGAUAACAUUAUUUUCCAAAAAAGCAAAUUUAAAUUGGAAAAAAUGCGAAUAAAAGAAAAUGUAGAACUCCUUGCAAACACAUCUUUAUAUAUGCGUUAUAUACUGGAUGUUUUAGAACUUUUUGGCUGUACGAAAUGGUGUUUCUUUCAUCGAAAGGCUAUUUAACUAACUGAAAAAUUGCACAAAAGUAUUAAAUUAUCAUUAAUUUUUCAUUGUUUGAAUUAUCUUCAAUUCAGUAACACAUUUAUUAAACUUUUAUACAAUAUUAUUGUGAGU
Messenger RNA from Formica exsecta, 3548 nucleotides. RefSeq names its product DNA fragmentation factor subunit beta (gene Drep4). Lineage: Eukaryota; Metazoa; Arthropoda; Insecta; Hymenoptera; Formicidae. Gene Ontology annotation, biological process: apoptotic process; apoptotic DNA fragmentation. The transcript has 6 exons. The record is from RefSeq and is a predicted model, not a curated record. Gene Ontology annotation, molecular function: DNA endonuclease activity. Bases 440 to 1714 code for a protein of 424 amino acids. Gene Ontology annotation, cellular component: cytoplasm; nucleus.